Lotus japonicus is the source of this 1268-nucleotide messenger RNA. RefSeq names its product protein ABA DEFICIENT 4, chloroplastic-like. The coding region runs from base 322 to 1044 and encodes 240 amino acids. The transcript has 6 exons. The record is from RefSeq and is a predicted model, not a curated record. NCBI's taxonomy places the organism in Eukaryota, Viridiplantae, Streptophyta, Magnoliopsida, Fabales, Fabaceae.
UAUCAGAAUCAUCUGAAAGACACAGAAAGGACAAAAAUAAGUUGCAUGUGGGAGAUUUGAAGUUUAAAUCUUUCACUGCUAAUUUUAGCUAACUUGUUCUCGGUGCCCAUUUCACAUGCUUGUCUUCCUUCCUCUUUCUCCACACAACUCCAACUAUUUGAGUUAGGCAAUCACCAAAUUUCCUCCUUUUCUUCCGGUUUUUCUCUUCAGUGUGAAAAAUGGUCACACUUACCGGUUCUGUAUUUAAUAAUUUAUACCAUAUAUGAAGAAGUGGCCAUUGUUGCUGAAUCUGUUAUUAAGUCUCUUGAUUUUGCUACAGUCAUGUCUUUCUCCACUUGCUUUUCCCUCUCUCCAUUGGCAUUUAAGGAUAUAAAUCUUCGCGGUACAAUAGGGAAGGGAUUAAAUUUUCCUUUCCCUAUUAGAAGUAAUGGUGCUGAGAUUUGUAACCAACGUAUUGCGCGAAGUAGAGUCAACUUAAGCGGAGACUGGAGUUUCAUUGGAGGGUCCAGAAUUGUUAUGAAACCGAAUGCUUCAAGAUGGGUUCAUUAUCCAAGAAGCAGUCCAAUACAUGCUUCAUGUUUCGUGGGACCUCAACUUGCUAGCACAGUAUUUACAUGGGGAACAGUUGCAGUGCUCCCAUUUUACACACUCAUGGUUCUAGCUCCAAAAUCUGAGCUAACCAAGAAGUCUGUGGAAAGUACUUUACCCUAUGUAGUGCUUGGUGUUCUGUAUGCAUAUUUAUUGUACCUUUCUUGGACACCUGAAACAAUUCGUUUGAUUUUUGCAAGUAAACACUUGCUACCAGAGCUGACUAGUAUAGCAAAAAUGUUCUCUAACGAAUUGACUUUAGCUUCUGCCUGGAUUCACCUCUUGGUUGUUGAUCUUUUUGCUGCAAGGCAUAUUUUCCAAGAUGGACUGCAGAAUCAGGUUGAAACUCGGCAUUCAGUUUCAUUUUGCUUGUUCUUUUGCCCCAUUGGGAUUCUUACCCAUGUCAUCACCAGAGCAUUGAUCAAAACUACAAGAAAAGAGGGUCAUGUUCUAUAGAGGGCACCUGCUAACACACAAGCAAACAAAUAUUUCAUUUGAAGUUUGAGAUUUUGAGAGUGAGUUGAAGUUGCUUAUAACUUCGUCUGUAACUUAUUUUUUCUCUGGUUUUCAAUCCAAACAUUACCUAGUUUGUUCAUUUUUCAACCUCAAGUGUACCUAUUACCAAGGCAGAGAGUCUCUAACACUUCCUCCUUUAAGUUGCAAAGCAAACAUCAAAUCAA